CCUUUUUUCGCUACCAUCACCACAUCUGGAUCUGCCUACCCGGACCUUCAGCUGUAAAAAUGAUGCUCGCUCUGCUGUGCUAUGUGUUCGCCGUGGCUUCGGCCCUGAACUACCUGGAGGACCCAAACAAGAUCUCAAGCCGCAUCAUCAACGGUGCAGAGGCAACCCCUGGCGAAUUUCCCCACCAGGUGACGCUGCUCAGAAAUGGCUACCAUAUGUGCGGGGGCUCCGUGAUUUCCAACGAAUGGAUCCUUACUGCAGCCCAUUGCGUUGAGGGACAGACUGCGUCCAAUCUGGCCAUUGUUGCCAACCUGCACUCGUUCUCUAACCCUGGAUCCAGCUAUCACUACUUCUACAUCUCCCAGAUUAUCAUGCACCCUCAGUACGGGGUGGGGAGCGGCGCUUAUCCGAACGACAUCGCCCUCAUUCGCCUCAACAAGGUGUCCACACCCGUCGACAUCUCGGCCAUGGCGAUUCCAAUCGCUAAGGACCUGAAUGACAAAUUCGCCAACGCGCAAUGCGUUAUCAGCGGCUGGGGAGUCACCGAAAGCGGCUCGGGGUCAAACGUACUCCUGAAGGCCGAUGUGCGCGCAUACCCGCACACGGAGUGCCGCACCGCGUGGGGCACUAACAACAUUGUGGAGAGCGCUCACCUCUGUGUCAAGGGCGAGUCGACCGCCGCAGGGUCCGGCUCGUGCAACGGCGACAGCGGUGGACCACUCGUGUGCAAGAACGUGCUUGCGGGCGUGACGUCAUGGGGAAGAAGCGGAUGUCACGUGGGUGGCACAGUGACGCACCCGAGCGUGUACGCACGUGUCAGCACGUACGCCAGUUGGAUCGCGACCACGUGCGGUGGUUGCGUGUAGACGAGAGUCACGUGUUGCCGACCAUUAUCGACGACCUCGCAACUUCUGUAGACGUAUACGACAAUAAAGCAUUAUAAAAAAAAUAGCGUCUUAUUA
Molecule: messenger RNA, 962 nt
Organism: Dreissena polymorpha
Lineage: Eukaryota; Metazoa; Mollusca; Bivalvia; Myida; Dreissenidae
Product: chymotrypsinogen A-like
Exons: 6
Coding region: 60-866 (268 amino acids)
Biological process (GO): proteolysis
Molecular function (GO): serine-type endopeptidase activity
Source: RefSeq, a predicted model, not a curated record